ACUCAAAACAAAUCUGACAACAUGUUCGCCAUCGCUGUCGUCGCCGCCGCUGUCGCUGGAGCUUCUGCUGGAGCCGUCGGAUACGGAGCAGCUGUCGCUGCCCCCGCCUAUGGCGCUGCUUACGCCGCGCCCGCUUACGGAGCUGCUUACGCCGCCCCCGCCUACGGAGCUGCUUACGCUGCUCCCGCUUACGGAUCUGCUUACGCCGCCCCGGCCUACGGUCUCGGAUACGGUGCUGCCAAGGUAGCCGCUGCUCCUGUCUUCUCCUCGUACGCUGCCCCAGCCUACGGUCUCGGAUACGGAGCGGCUCUUUCCGCUCCUGUUGCUAAGGUCGCCGCUGCUCCCGUUCUUUCCUCGUACGCCGCCCCGGCUUACGGUCUCGGCUACGGAGCCCCUGUGGCCAAGGUUGCUGCCGCUCCCGUCGUCUCUUCCUACUCCACCGUCACCAAGCACGUUGCUGCUGCUCCCAUCGCUAAGGUUGCCGCCCCCGUUUAUGGAGCUGCUUACGCCGCCCCCGCCUACGGAGCUGCUUACGCUGCCCCGCCUACGGAGCUGCUUACGCUCUAUAUAGAUAUCAUUGUUUUACAGAAGGUCGCCGUUGUCGUCGCCGCCGUGGCUGGAGCUCACGCCGGAGCCGUCGGGUACGGAGCCGCUAUCGCUGCUCCCGCUUACGGAGCUGCCCUCGCUGCCCCCGCUUACGGCGCACCUCUCGCCGCUCCCGCUUACGGUCUCGCAUACGGAGCUCCAGUCGCCAAGGUCGCCGCCGCUCCGGUAGUGUCCUCCUACUCGACCGUCACGAAACACGUCGCUGCCGCUCCCAUUGCCUUCGCUGCUCCCGUCGCUAAGGUCGUUGCUGCCCCCGUUCUCUCUUCCUAUGCCGCCCCGGGCUACGGUCUCGGCUACGGAGCCGCUCUCGCCGCCCCCGUCGCUAAGGUUGCUGCUGCCCCCGUUGUUGCCGCUCCCGUUUACGGUGCCGCCCUCGCUGCUCCCGUUGCCAAGGUAGCUGCCCCCGUCUAUGGUGCCGCCUAUGCCGCUCCCGCUUACGGUGCCGCCUAUGCCGCUCCCGCUUACGGUGCCGCCUAUGCCGCUCCCGCGUACGCUGGCGCCUAUGCCGCCCCCGCGUACGGAAUCAACAAGAUCUACUAA
This is a messenger RNA of Galendromus occidentalis (western predatory mite), 1146 nucleotides long. Its product is annotated as probable nucleoporin Nup58. NCBI's taxonomy places the organism in Eukaryota, Metazoa, Arthropoda, Arachnida, Mesostigmata, Phytoseiidae. The coding region runs from base 22 to 1146 and encodes 374 amino acids. The record is from RefSeq and is a predicted model, not a curated record. The transcript is spliced from 5 exons.